UUCAAACAGCUUAUAAUGCAAUAUUUGUGGUUCUGGAAAAUAAUUUUUCUCAGCGGUUUAGAUGGCACAAUGAUUCUCUACACUAGCUUGUUUUGUCACAUAAACUAAAACAGGGCAAAGUAUAGCUGUGUUCGAUACUCAUACUAACCGCACUAUUAGUGACGUGAAUUAAGUAUAUAGUAUGCUUUUUGGUCAUAGUAUGGAUAUUAGUUAGUAUGCAAAAGGUUUCCGGAUGUCGUACAAAAUUCGCCAAAAUACGAAGUAUUCAUUCAGUGGACACUAUUUCCGUGCUUUUAGGGCCGACAAUUUGUGUAUGGUAACCUAAUACAUCGAACUUGCGAGCCAGUAUAUUAACGAUCUGCUGUCUAACUACCCAACGUUUAUUGACUUGAUUAUUCAUAUCAUUCUCAGCUAAGUGGUAUAGUCGUUGUGCGUUUCAAUAGACUGUUAAUUCUGGCUAUCUACUCCGAUUUCAGAGCGCUCUCGGCAGAAUAACUUAUGAAUUUACAAACACUCAACACCAAUAUGGCCGGUGGUGUCAAAGACUAAUGAAAUUGCUGACAGCAGCCCAGUUACAGUCACCUACGCUCUGGAUAACAUGAAAACAGUCUAAUCAGCUGUUAGGGUGAGUAAAAUGGUCAGAGUGAGGUGUUCUCUCAUUUGUGUCUGGAAGUAGCUAGCCAACGUUAGCCAGUUAGUUUGGGUGCUUGACUGCCGUUGAACGAUCAGAUCAACUCUGUAAACACUCUGGAUUUAUGAACGCCCAGAGCUCACUCUGGCACCCCAGAUUGAAUUUACAAACACACCCGAAAUCGUAAAAUGUUUAGCUAGUAAUUUGUUACGUUAACAACCUAGCAAUAAGUUGCAUAGCAACGUCAUCCGCUUCCGGUAGACAGGCAACGCUCUAAUAUGCUCAACUUAAACGAUACCGUUUGUUUACAGUAUACUAAAAUGACCUAAUGGUAUGUAGUAUACAGUAUGUUAGUAUGGGUAUUCGAACACAGCUUAUUAUAAUUGUAGCUAGCAACCAGGAAAUGGCGUAGCGAUUUCUUUGCAUUCUGUGAAGUUCACAAUCCAGGGCGAAUGGUGGCGAUAAAGCACGACUAGUUGGUUUGGCCGUGCCUAAACAAAUAUCAAAGAAGGAAGAAAAAAAACAAUAUUGUGGUUUCCGGGACGUGCCAAUCAUGGUUUCAGCGUACUUGCGUCCAUCCGGUUAUCGGUGUCCUGUGCGAAUGCUGGAGAGCUAUGGCGGCGUGCCGGGGAUCCUCGUCAAAAUGGUUUUUCACCCGGGAGCAGCUGGAAGCCACGCCGUCCCGCCGUACGGGAGUGGAGCCGGAUAGAGAGCUCUCUUACCGACAGCAGGCGGCAAACCUCAUUCAAGAUAUGGGCCAGAGACUCAACGUCUCACAACUUACUAUAAAUACAGCAAUUGUUUACAUGCAUAGAUUUUAUAUGUACCACUCUUUCACCAAAUUCCACAGAAAUAUCAUUUCUCCAACCACAUUAUUCCUAGCUGCAAAAGUUGAAGAGCAACCUCGGAAACUGGAGCAUGUCAUUAAGGUUUCACAUGCUUGUCUAAACCCUCAAGAGGCCCCGCUUGAUACGAAGAGUAAUGCAUACCUCCAGCAAGCUCAAGAGCUGGUGAUACUUGAAACCAUAGUGCUGCAGACUUUAGGAUUUGAAAUAACUAUUGAACAUCCACACACUGAUGUCGUGAAAUGUUCCCAGCUAGUGAGAGCAAGCAAGGAUCUGGCACAGACUUCCUAUUUCAUGGCUACCAACAGCCUCCACCUCACCACGUUCUGCCUGCAGCAUAAACCCACAGUCAUCGCCUGCGUCUGCAUCCACCUGGCCUGUAAAUGGUCCAACUGGGAGAUCCCUGUCUCCACUGACGGGAAACACUGGUGGGAAUACGUGGACAACUCUGUCACGCUGGAGCUUCUUGAUGAACUGACACACGACUUCCUUCAGAUUCUGGAGAAGACGCCGAGCAGGUUGAAGAGGAUCCGGAACUGGAGGGCCACACAAGCUGCCAAGAAGCCCAAGGGAGAUGGCUCUCAGGCGAACGACCCCUACCCAGGACCCUCCCUGGUCCACGAACAUUCCCUGGGAGACGGCAUCCCUGGGGUCUCCAACUCAGCCUUCUCCAAAGCUGCCUCCUCGUUCCCUGUCCCACUGCCGGGUCACGCCAGUGGACCCCUCUCCCUGGACUCCAUCGCCUCCAUGCAGGGCAGCUCCUACACCUUCACCGCCCCCAGCGACUGGCCCCAGGACACGGGGGGUCGCUCGGAGGGAGGAGGCUAUUCCCUCAAAACAGAUGCACUAGGCCUCCAGCAGGGGGCUUCACUGUCUCUGCAGCACAGCUCUCUGAACCCACACAGACCAGAUAAGACCAUGGAGUUCAACACUAUUAAACUUGAACACAAGGCUGUAGCGGGGGGGGGGAAGCAACAGCAGCCCCCGCCUGCCCAGAAAAUGUCCCUGGACAAGUACAGAGAGAAGCAUGCUGCCGAGCUGGCGGUGCAGCAGAAACGCAAACAGACAGAGCAACAGGCUAUGGAGCCUGAGGGCAGGGAUGCCUAUAUACCCUCUGUCCAGUCAGACCACAGGAAACACAUGCAGCCCCACCCUAACCCAGGGAGCAGCAGCGGCACCACUGCAUCUCCUCUUAAAAUGAAGCUGGCCAUUCCAGGCCAGGACAGGCUCCCCUCUGACAAACGGGACAAGGGGGGCUCACUCAAACUCCGCCUCCCAGUUCCUUCUCAGGGGGGCGUGGCCAGCAAAGAGGAGCUGAAGAUGAAAAUCAAGGUGUCCUCUGAGCGCCACAGCUCUUCUGAUGAGGGCGGGCCCAAGAGCAAACAUUCCAGCCCGCUGGUGAGCAAGGAGAAGCAUCGGGACCACUCUGCCCACCGCCACCACAAGCAGCACGGACACUCUCAGCUCCACGCGGCACAGCACAGUGGCAAUGGCCGGGGAGGCCUCGAGGGGCCAGCAGGUGUCGGGCCGGCCCUCCUCCGGAGCCCCCUGGGGCUAGGGAGCGUUGAGGGGUUGGCGGGCCCGGCCCUUGCUUCUGUUUCCAGUUCCUCCCGCAAGAGGGCACACCCCAACGUUGCCGGCCACAACCACCACUCCUCCAAAACGAGCAAAAGCUCCAAGGGCGGCGCAGGUGGGCUACGGACAUCUCAACACCCUAGUGAAACUGGACAAGAAGCCAGUGGAGAGCCGCGGCCCUGAGGUCGCCGGCUGGGGUACUGCCAGCACCAAACAGACACUUUUGACAUGCUCACAUUUCCUGUUAAGUGCCCAAGGAAUAAACUCAUGAACCCUUUAUAGCAAGGAAAUGGAAGGUAAAGCAAAAAAUAUAAAGCAAAGUGUAGGACAGAAAUCUAAUUAUUAUGCUUCCCGAUCAUCUGAUCUCUUGGCAGUGCUGAUAUAGUCCUGCCUGUUUCUGUAUGUAUAACUGCUGCUUAGUCCUCUCCAUAUUCUCUGGAUGGGUCUUGAAAUGUGGACGUGAGAGUUAGGGGGUCAUCCUAGUUUAAAUGUUGAAAAAAGGUAUUAUAAAUACUGAAAAGGCAUGAAAGAUGCAAUUUAUUUUCUUUUAAAUAAUAAUUAAAACAGCAUUUCCACAACUAAUCCAUUCUGGUGAGAAAACAAGGCAAGCGGUCCUCUUACGGCUGGAGGGGGGCUUCUCUCAGUUGGUAGUAGAGAAGGAAGGCCAGGCACGCCAAACAUGGCCGCCAAUGGAAGCUGGAUUUUAUUUGUUGAAAGUCUUUUUUCCCUUUUUUUUUUAUACUCAAUACUGUAUCGAUGAUCCGCAUGUUUCUAUCAUCAAAGGGAUAAAGCAGAAUGCAGACUGCUGUUUACAGAAAGUGGAGAUAAAUGUACAUACAUUUUUGUAUGUUUAAAAAGCUAUACCAUAAAUACUCAGGUUUGGAACUGCUUGUAAGUAUAACAAGAUAUAUAUAUUAUAUAUGAUGGAGAAAAAGACUUGUAACUUGAUGUAGGAGUCCUAUCAUUGGUGAUUCUGACUGCAGCGUUCCACUGUUGUGCUUAGAGCCUGUACUACGCAUGGCUGCCGGUAGAGUGCACUCGGCCUUCGACCUUUCCAUCCCUUUGUAGGGUCUGGAUUUCCUCCAGUGCAGACCCUACAAACAGUACCAACCACCUGGCAUGUUGUCAGAGGCCAUGCAAUUUGUACAACAAUUUUUUUGGGGGGGACCUCCAACAUGACCUAAAGCUGGAUGCCAAAGGCUGCCUCGCAAAAAAAAAUAAAGACACGAGGACAGUAAUACUAGUGCUAUAGUUUACAUGCCUAACCUUUGCUGUGAAGUGCAUUUACAUGAAAUGGUUACUUGGCUUGACCCUGUAGCUGAUAGAUGCAAAGCUGUUAAUCAGUAAUGGUAAAUAAUGUAGGAUUGUUGAUGUCCAGUGACGUGGCAGAAAAGUAGCCUGGUUAUUGGGCUUAACGUUCCAUCAGUGUUGCUGAUACAGCUCAGUUUCCUACUGUAUAUGGCAGAUAUCGUUCUCAAUUCUGGACACAAACUAAGAACUGUUCUUUGACUGGUUAGUCCUUAUUUCAGUGUGCAGACAGUUGGUAUUGGGGCCAAGAUGCUAUGUUCCACCAGUACUUAUACUCUUGGGCACAGACAGUGGUUUGAUAACAAGAAGGCAAGUGCAAAUCUGGACAACCAGUUUUAUGAUUUUAUUUAAGUUCUACAAAUAAAUCCUAAGGUUAACACUACCUUAACUUGA
Salmo salar (Atlantic salmon) is the source of this 4752-nucleotide messenger RNA. RefSeq names its product cyclin T2a (gene ccnt2a). Lineage: Eukaryota; Metazoa; Chordata; Actinopteri; Salmoniformes; Salmonidae. Gene Ontology annotation, biological process: regulation of transcription by RNA polymerase II. The record is from RefSeq and is a predicted model, not a curated record. Gene Ontology annotation, molecular function: cyclin-dependent protein serine/threonine kinase regulator activity.